Messenger RNA from Triticum urartu, 2223 nucleotides. RefSeq names its product FAD-binding protein. The record is from RefSeq and is a predicted model, not a curated record. NCBI's taxonomy places the organism in Eukaryota, Viridiplantae, Streptophyta, Magnoliopsida, Poales, Poaceae.
CGAAUGGGCCUCCCUUGUUGCUUAUGUGGGCUGGCCUGGCUGAACUGUGUUGUGUGAGGGAAGGAAACAUGAAACAGAGCAGGGGACACACGAUGGAAAAGAAACGGCAUCCAGCUGCCUCAAGGCUGCCUCUGACUUGCUAUAAGCAAGUUAGAGAAUCUGCGCCGCACCACCGCCACCAAAUCCGCUUCGCUGCACCGCGAAGUCGUCGCCGAAAGCAGCGGUCCAAGCUCCCGACCCGCACUUCUAUCAGCCGCUGCCCCACCGCGCGGGGAGACGAAGACGCCCGGCACUGCAGCAUUUCUGCGCUGACGCCGCUGUGAUUUGACCCCGGCGCCCGGUCGAUCGCUUCUUGCUAUUGGCUUCCCCUCCUUUUGGCCGGGUCGCUGGGUUCCAGUACAGGAGUUCAGCUCCGGCUGCUUUGUUCCUUCCGCUUCUUGGAGCUUUCCCUGCCCUCACCUCGUGGUAGCCGCCAGCCCGCCCGCCAGAGCCUCCUCGGAGGUUUGUGCUGGAGGCUGAGAGGGUACAAUCGGCCCAGUCGUCCCGGCCCAGUCGUCCCGGCCCGCAGCACAACAGGCCAGCAGGACCGACUCCUCUGCUCCAGCCGAGCGCCUGCUCUGUCCUCUCUCCCGCACCAGCCGCCCCCCGCCGGACCCGGACGCCCCGCCGUAGCCCGGCACGCCGCACCCUUCCCGCCCUCCAACUCAAGCCGCGUUGCCUGCAAGUGGCUGCGCGCCUGCGCCCUGCGCCAGCGGCCAGCCACAUCAGUCUCCCCGGCGGCCGGCGGUGUGCAGGCGUGGAGACGUGCAACAUAACAGGCUAGCAGCUGGGAGCUGAGCAGCAGCCUGCAGCCACUUUUUUGCAGAGUCGAUUUGCGGUUUGUCCAGAGCCGAAGGGAUGGGCGCUUCGUCGCGACUUGGUAUCCAUGUCAACGAGUAUGCUCACACCAUAUCCGCCGAGGAGUUCCUCGCGGCACAUCCGAACAAUGUGCUGGAGAGCAGCGAUCCAACAAGGGCAUAUUAGUAUAUUUUUGUAUAGUUUAUUUGUUCUGUAUUUGUAAAAACAUCUUGAACAUGUAUCAUCAAACCAAAUAAUCGACUUUGAAUAUUUCAUCAAAGGCUGACUAACUUUGGAUAUAUAUGAUCAAAGAUCCAUCGACUUUGUUACAGAUCAUCAAAUUCCUCCAACCUUACUUCUAUUUCUUUUUCCUUUUUCUUUCAGUCAGAUCUUUCUCCGCGUCAGGUUUAGCUGGACUUUAUGGUGGAUGAAGCAGCAGUACACCAGGACUCCCCGCUGUUGGCGCCAAUGUCCAAGGAGGAAGCUCGGCGCUGCUUCUUUGAUUUCAUGACCAAAGUUACACAAUAUGAGGAGCUAGUUGAUGCCGGAAAAAUGUUUCUUGUAAAGUUUCGUCAGGAAUUAGAGCAUUUUCGAAGACCAAUGAUUCCCAUGGAAUCAGGUGCUGUCAGUCAGUUAGUCAAAUCUAACUACACUGAUCGACUGAAGUCCUAUCUUGAAGCAGGCUGCCACCUUCAGCACCAAAGUAUCUGGAAUAUUAACCAGUUACAGUCUUGCGAGGAGAAACUUGAGGACCAUAUAAAUAAAGCUAAAGUUUUGAUUGAAGAACUUGAAUGCCUGGCCGAGGAUGUUUAUAGCACUACGCUAACAGCCAGCCUUAGUAUCUUAGAAGCUUCAGAUUGCUCUGAUGGCGAUAAUAACCUGCCAGCAGAUUGUUCUGAGGAUGAAGGGCAGUCUGUGGAUCCGCUGGACAGCGCAGUAUCUUACUCGAGCGUUAUGAUUCUGGUUCAGAAUAUGUUAAAGUUGGAUUAUUCGAUGCAGGAGAAGAUAGUCAAGGCACUGUGCCUUAAAACACCAUCGUCGGAGCUAGAUGGCUAUUGUCUAAUGUGGGACUUGCGGCCGUAUAUUGAUGACAAUGUGAUGCAGCUUGCCUGGAAAUUCAUUUCUUAGAAGCGGAAGCGGACCAUGCUUGAUGAUAAACUGAGCAGUGUGAACAUUAGUGCCUCAUAGACAAUGAUUUUCCAGCAAGUAUCCCUAUUUACCCUUAGCAGUUUAAAUCUUUCAGAGAUAUUUCUUGAUUCUUAAGUUGGUUAUUUCCUAAUGUUUGUUAGUUCGACUUAGCCUCCAAGUUUGUAAGUUGGCUAUAUAAUGCCUAGGAAUAUCAGUGAAUAGACAAGAAAAAUAGUCCCAAUUAUCUCUCGAAGAUUC